GGCUUCCAGUGUCCCAACCAGACGUGAUUUCCCAGCUGGAGAGAGGGGAAGCCCUGUGGCUCCCAGAGGCAGAUGUCCCACGAUGUACUUUUCCAGCUUUUAACCAGAAAGGAAACCUGAAUACCCAUAAGAUAAUUCAUACUGGACUGAAACCUUUUGAGUGUAAUCAGUGCCAGAAAGCCUUUAGCAACAAUUCAUCCCUUAUUCUACAUCGAAGGAUUCAUACUGGUGAGAAGCCCUUUGAAUGUAAUGUGUGUAGAAAAGCUUUUAGCCGAAGGGGAUACCUUAAGCAACAUGAGCGAAUCCACACUGGAGAGAGGCCCUUUGAAUGUAAUGAAUGUGCAAAAACUUUCAGCAAUAAUUACCACUUGACACGACAUCAAAGCAUUCAUACUCGAGUGAAACCGUAUGUAUGUAAUGAAUGUGGAAAAGCUUUCAGCCAGCAGGAGUACCUUAAACAACAUAAAAGAAUCCACAAUGGGGAGAAGCCUUUUGAAUGUAAUGAAUGUGGCAAAGCCUUCAGUGACAAUCGCCAACUAACUCGGCAUCAAAGUAUCCGUACUCGAGAGAAGCCUUAUGCAUGUAAGAAAUGUGGGAAAGCCUUCAGUAAUAGUUCCUGCCUUAGUGAGCAUCAGAGAAAUCAUGCUCGAGGAAAACCCUAUAAAUGUAAUGAAUGUGAUAAAGACUUCCGGUACAACUCGUCUCUUGUACAACACCAGAGGAUUCACACUGGAGAGAAACCCUUUCAGUGUCAUGAAUGUGAGAAAGCUUUUAGCCAGCGGGGAGAUCUUAAUAAGCAUAGGAGAAUUCAUACUGGAGAGAAACCUUUCCAGUGUCAUGAAUGUGGGAAAGCCUUCAGUCAGAGAAAAUACUUGACUGAACAUCAGGAAAUUCAUUCUCAAGAGAAACCCUAUAAAUGUAAUGAAUGUGGGAAAGCUUUCAGCAGGAAGAAAUACCUUACCGAACAUCAAGGAAUUCAUUUACGAGAGAAACCUUUUAGAUGUAAUGAAUGUGGGAGAAACUUUAACAUAAAGAAAUUCUUUAUUAAUCAUCAGAGAAUUCUUCAUCCUAAAGAAAAACCCCAUGAAUGUAGUGAAUGUGGGGAGGUCUUCAAUAGCAUUGCUUCCUUUAUUGACCAUCAGAGAAUUCAUAUUGGAGAGAAACCUUUCCGGUGUAACGAAUGUGGGAAAACCUUCAGCAACAAUUACCGCCUUAAUCAACAUCAAAGAUUUCAUACUGGAGAGAAAUCCUAU
Gracilinanus agilis (Agile Gracile Mouse Opossum) is the source of this 1253-nucleotide messenger RNA. Its product is annotated as zinc finger protein OZF-like. The annotation marks the transcript as partial. Gene Ontology annotation, molecular function: DNA-binding transcription repressor activity, RNA polymerase II-specific. Lineage: Eukaryota; Metazoa; Chordata; Mammalia; Didelphimorphia; Didelphidae. Gene Ontology annotation, biological process: negative regulation of transcription by RNA polymerase II. The transcript is spliced from 2 exons. The record is from RefSeq and is a predicted model, not a curated record.